UCAAUUUUUAAUUUUUUAUAUUCCUUCCAAGGGGAGUUUUGAAAGUCGAAUCGACCGGAAAAAUUCUCAGUCUUUGACUCUCUUCUAACUCCCACCGCGUAAUUAUCAACUAGGUUUCUUAUCUCCGGCGAAUCGAAGCUCUUCUCUCUCUCUCUCUUCCAAUUUCCCCCUUUUUAGCGAUGAUUUCCAGGUAGCUUCCCGCUGAUUUCAACUUUCCGGCGGGCCAGCUAUGAUGGCAAUGGGACUUCCUCGUCUUGUUGCUAUUUCUUUUACUCUUCUUCUAGUUUCAAUCCUUCCUCUUCAUGUCUCUCUCGCUGGUGAGAUAACAUCUAUUGAAUCUGUUCCCGACCUUCAGAAGCUAAUGUAUGUUGUUGUUGAUGGGUAUCCUUGUGUACGCCUUCUCAAUCUUUCUGGAGAGAUUGGUUGUUCAAAUCCUGGAUUGAAUAAGGUGGUGGCUCCAAUCAUAAAAUUGAAGGACGUUAAAGAUUUGGUUCAGCCACACACUAUUUUGGUUACAGCUGAUGAAAUGGAAGAUUUCUUUACCAGGGUGUCAAGUGAUUUGAGCUUUGCUAGCAAAAUUGGUGGUGUUCUAGUUGAAUCAGGAUCUAAUUUCCAACAGAAAUUAACAGGCUUUUCUCCUGACAAAAAGUUUCCUCAAGCGCAGUUUUCACCCUAUGAAAACGUUGACUACAAAUGGAAUUCAGCUGCAUCAGGCAUAAUGUGGAAAAAAUAUAAUUUUCCUGUGUACUUAUUGUCAGAAAGUGGCAUAUCAGCUGUGCAGGAGAUCCUUUCCAAGAAAAAGAUGAAGCAUGGUACAUAUACCAGUGAUGUUGCUGAAUUCAAUAUGGUUAUGGAGACUACCAAAGCUGGAACACACAAUUCGGAGGCUUGUUUGCAGGAAGGAACUUGCCUCCCAUUGGGAGGAUAUAGUGUUUGGUCCUCGCUUCCACCAAUCAGUGUUUCUUCUUCCAACAACCGCAAACCAAUUGUGCUAACUGUGGCCUCAAUGGAUUCUGCAUCAUUUUUCCGUGACAAAAGUUUUGGUGCAGAUUCACCAAUAUCUGGUCUGGUAGCUCUUUUGGGAGCAGUUGAUGCUCUUUCUCGAGUUGAUGGUUUUAGUAAUUUCAAAAAGCAGCUUGUGUUUUUGGUUCUGACCGGAGAGACGUGGGGUUACCUUGGCAGCAGGAGGUUCUUACACGAAUUAGAUCUGCAUUCAGAUGCUGUCGCAGGCCUUGGCAAUUCUCCGAUUGAAACGGUGCUUGAAAUAGGAUCCGUUGGAAAAGGUUUAAGUGGAGGGAUAAACACCUUCUUUGCUCAUAAAACUAGGGUUUCCUCAGUUACAAACAUGACACUGGAUGCUUUAAAGGUAGCUCAGGAUUCACUUGCAUCAAAGAACAUCAAAAUUCUUUCAGCUGAUACUGCAAACCCUGGAAUACCCCCAUCCUCCUUGAUGGCUUUCAUGAGAAAGAACCCUCAGACUUCAGCUGUUGUUCUUGAAGACUUUGAUACCAAGUUUGUGAAUAAGUUCUACCAUAGUCACCUUGAUGACUUGUGUAAGAAAAGUCACAGCCUGACGUUCUCAUCUUUUUGCUCUAAACCCCAUUUUGCUCUUCUGAUCCCUUUCUGGUAUUGUAUUGCAGCAAAUAUCAACUCCUCAUCUGUAGUAGCUGCUGCUUCUGUUGUGGCCCGUACACUUUACAUCCUUGCAAGUGACGACAAAGAUAUAAGCAAUUCAGCUAUGGGAUCCAUCCAUGUCAAUGCUUCUUUCGUUGAGGAACUUCUAAACUGUCUUUUAGCUUGUGAACCGGGCUUAUCUUGCGACUUGGUAAAAGACUAUAUUUCACCAACAAACACUUGCCCAGGCAACUAUGCUGGCGUCAUCCUUGGAGAACCUUCCUCCAAACCUUACCUUGGUUACGUCGGUGAUGUAUCUAGAUUUGUAUGGAACUUUCUUGCGGAUAAAACAUCUGUCCAAAAGGGGAACACAACCUCAGUUUGUUCAAAAGGAGUCUGUAGCAAAACCGACGAAGUGUGCAUUAAAGCAGAGAGCAACAAGGAGGGAACAUGUGUUGUCUCCACAACCAGGUAUGUUCCAGCUUAUUCAACCCGAUUGAAGUAUAACGAUGGAGCUUGGACGAUUCUGCCUCAGAACUCAUCGGAUUCUAUGGGGAUGGUAGAUCCGGUGUGGACCGAAAGCAACUGGGACACUAUAAGGGUGCGUGUGUACACAGUCCAGCACUCAGCAUACGACAAUACAGUCCUUGUUGCAGGCAUUACAGUGACAACGUUGGCUUACAUCGGGAUUUUGGCUGCAAAGUCACUCAUCACAAAAGCAUUGAAGCAGGACUGAGACUUGUAUUUGUCAGUUUCAGCAAGACAUCGCCUAAACUAUGUAGUGGAAACCUUUUUUCUCAGCUAAGGUUAUUAAAAAAGGGUCUUUUUGAGCUAA
Molecule: messenger RNA, 2449 nt
Organism: Camelina sativa (false flax)
Lineage: Eukaryota; Viridiplantae; Streptophyta; Magnoliopsida; Brassicales; Brassicaceae
Source: RefSeq, a predicted model, not a curated record